Molecule: messenger RNA, 7072 nt
Organism: Onthophagus taurus
Lineage: Eukaryota; Metazoa; Arthropoda; Insecta; Coleoptera; Scarabaeidae
Source: RefSeq, a predicted model, not a curated record
UGUUGGAAUUUUAACCAAAAUGGUCGUCGACCGAAGAUUCGUGCGGUAGCAUGAGCGAUUCGGACGAUUUUCGGUAAUAUCGAGUCGCAAAUCGUCGAAUUUUCAACGGAAUCGCGUGUCGGAUUUGUGUGCAAUAUCCGUUUAAAAAGUGCGGUGCCGAAAUAGGCUAAUCGCGAACAGUUAUCACCGUUUAAACGAUGUAGUUUUCGCCGUACAAUGCAGAGCGUAACCCGAAAAAUGAUAAGACCAGACCGAUGUUUUACUAGUGUCCGGUUUUUUAGCGGUAUUCCGUUCGAGGGAUAAAUACCUAAUAAGAUAACCAAGUGGGGUUCUUAUUGACACCACAAUGGACAAAUUGCACUUGAAACGCGAUGGUCCACCGCCCCCAUCGGUUGAACCGCCGUCGGAGACCUGUUUCGUCUGUGGCAAUCGCGGCCACCAACAAUCGUACUGGUUGAGCGCGAAACAGAAUCCUACGAAGCCGUCCGAGCCGUACUUCCCGUUUCUGGAGACGCACGAGCCGCCGGCCGGCUGUUGUCCGGUGAAGAGGGGUGAUGGGGCCGCUUCUGUACCCGCUUGCUACCUCUGCUACUCGCUGUUGCUGCAGCAGUGGGACGCGUACGAGCGCACGAAUCGGCCUCACGUCGAGCGCAUGUACUGGUUGAAACGUGUUGACAACGGCGCGUAUACUGGAGCGGAGAUGGGCCUGCAGGGCGAGUACGCAGCACAACUGCUCGGUUUAGGCAACGAGGGCGGUUCCUCGGGGGGCCUUAGCAUUAGGACGACCGUACCGGGCGCUCCUCGUGAAGAUCAACCGAUUAGAAUUAGUCCUUCGCCGAAGAUUACUCCAAUGAUAACCGAUUCAAGCAGCGUUCUUAUUGAUCGCGAAGACGAGCCUGCAGCGCUAGACCUCACUCACAGUUCAAGUACCCGCAGUUCCCCAUUAUCCUCAUCCAUCCAAGUGUAUCAUAGCCAAAACUCCAAUUCUUCAACCGGUACGGAUAUCCUAGAUCUAAGUAUGCCUGAUAAAAAUUCUACAACCGAAGUCUGUUACGCCUGUGGAGACGAGUUUAAAAAAGGGAGUCUGGUUUACAUAUCAGCAAAACAAGCAAAACUCAACUCAGCGGAACCGUUCUAUCCCAGCCUUAUGCUACAUCCCCGACCACCGCGAUCCAGCCCUAUGGACCAACAAUGUAAAGUACAAGCUUGCAUCGAAUGCCAGGAACAUCUACUACAACAAUGGCACGCGUUUCAAGCAAAAGGAACACCGCACGCUGAUCGAAACUACACUUUAAGAAAACGUCAAGCGCCCGCGAUUGAUACGACGACGUUCGUAUGUUAUAUUUGCAGCUUAGAGUAUCCAUCGCGUAGCUUAAGGCUUCUUUAUUGCUGCGAAAAUCCGGAUAAUGAGCCGUAUAUACCUUACAUUCAAACGUUGAAAGCGCCUCAAGGAGCCAGCCCGGUCAGUCCACAAGGUAUGGUCCAAGUCUGCUCCAUUUGCUAUAAAUCGGUGCCGCAGAAACACAAAGUUUACGGUGGAGAUGGUAGCGGAAUGUUGAGUAAUCACAUUACUAUGGGCGAUGCAAAUCAGUACCACAAUAGUAAUUCUAGACCGGCCGUUGUUAAGUCUCCAGCUAACAGUUCUGGGUCUGAUAUACGGUAUAAACCUUAUGAAACGAGUAAAUCGAUUACUGUUAGUAAGAAGAAACAAGCUGCUAAUGAAUUAAGGCAAAUGGCAAAGGUUGGAAAUUCGCGUUCCAUAUCACCAACCGGCGACAUAAACGGUCAAGCAGGCGGUCAAAGUUACAGAUGUUACAUAUGUUCCGGUUUAUUUCCAAGGGCUCAAAUGGAAUGGCUUAGUACAAGUCCUGAAGGAAUGAAUUCUCAUGCGAUGCACUUUCCGUGCUUGCGAAACGUGGCUAGGACAUCUGAGAACAGUUGUAUGGACUCGCACGGAAGGGUUCUUAGCUGUACUCGAUGUGUUAACCAUUUGGCGCAACAAUGGGAUACACAAGAGGCCGAAAGAGUUCCUUUAGAACGAAGAAAAUAUGACAUUCCUCUUCCCGACCCAGGAACUGUAAAUGGUGAUAGAGGCAUUACUCCGCCAACGUCAGAACGUAGCAUGGUGAGCAAUCCAGGUGGAAGUAGUAUUUACUGUUUCUUGUGUGGAUUACAUUCGGAAUUUACAUUGGCUAGAGUCGUGUAUAGUACACCGCAAGGUCGCAACGCUCCAUAUUUCCCAUUCCUUCUCAAACACAUAAGUCCUCCAAAUGCCGAACAAUUGCGUGAAGCUAAUGGAUCCGCUUUGGUGUGUACGUUUUGUUACCAUAGUUUGGUGAGCCAAUGGAGACGAUAUGAAGCAGCUCCAGAUCCUCCAAAUGCUGAUAAUAGGGAGUAUAAUUUCCAUGAUUACUGUUGUUAUGUGUGUGGAAUAACUACUUAUCGAAAGAGAGUGAGAGCUUUGCUUAUAAAGGAUUUUCCAUUUUUACGCUUUCAUCCUCAACCGGAGCUCUCAUUAUUACUGGAAAACGGGGAUUAUUCUGUCGUGUGUUUGGACUGUUAUGAAACAUUGCGUACCCAAAGCUUGGAAUACGAACGGUGGGGACUCCCUUUGGAUAAACGACAGUACAAUUGGAUAACUCAACCUCCACCACCUGAAGAUAGUCCUGAGGCUACGUUUGCGAGACUUCCAAGUGGACAACGUAGCGAUAAAGUAGUUCCACAAACUUUUGUAACCAGACCCGGUAGGAAAAACUGCUCUCCAAAGACUGCUGAUAGAAGACCAACCAUUACUAAAGCUGAUACUGUUACGGCAACUCCAAAACCUAUAGCAUCAACAAAUGGUAGUUCAAAGCAACGGUCAACAACUGGUCACGCUGUUCCGGGGCCGGGUCCUGGAGCUCAAUCUCAGGGUUCUCAUUCCUUUGCGGCAGCCUUACGAAAUUUGGCACAACAAUCUGUUCCCGGUACUAAUGAACAUCCCUCAACCUCUCAGUCGCAAACUACUGGAGAGACUCAUCGUAGAGAAUCAUCAGUCAGUCAAAAUACAUCGGAAAAACCAUCGAAAAUCAGCUCUGAACUGCCUAUAUUCAGUACAAAUACCCCAACUAAUUUGCGGGCGCCUUCAGAAAAUAGGCUUCCUAAUGCAAACGAACGCUACGCCGAUGUUAGAAGCGGGUUUCAACCAUAUCGUCCGGAAGAAAGGAUACCUGCACUGCCAUUGGACGUUCCUGUUUAUCCACCACCUUAUCUUUAUCCACCAAUGUUACUGGAUGAUCCAUUAUAUUUAGAGAGAAUGGGUUUUAUGAGACCAUCAUGGGGUCCUUUAGGACCAACAUAUUUACCUUAUAUCACUCCUCCAACGGGAAUGCCAUCACUGUAUAUGCAUGAAAGAAUGAAACUCGAAGAAGAACACAGACAUCGCUUAACGCGAAAAGAGGAGCAAAUUGAAAGGGACCACUUAGAAUUGUUACACCAACAACGAGAGCGGGAGCAACGCGAAAAAGAGCGAAUACAAAGAGAAAGGGAGAAAGUGCAAUCAAGGGUAUCCCCUCAUGUUCCUCCCUCCCACUUAACCGCGCAACCACCGUUAAUGCUUUCUAUGCUUCAUGGUGGAAUGCUACCCCCGAAAGACCUUUAUCCGGCCCCUUUAAGUCUUUCGACAAGGCAAUCUCCAUUAAGUACAGGUCUUUUACCUCCAGGUCCAAUCUCAACUCAACCAUAUCCAAUUCCUAGGUCCAGUCCAUCACUUCAAAGACACUCCCCACAUACAAGCAUAAGUCUGCCAACGCCUUACACAUUAAACCUUUCGCAACCUCAGAGGCACUCGCCAGUUAUUCAGUCUUCGUUUCCCAUGAUGAAUAACCUUCAAACGUCUAAUCAACCGAGCAGGAUCUCUCCUAGGCCUCCCACUCCAAAACAGAUUAAGACUUCCGUUCCGAGCGCGACAAACUCGGAUCUUGGAGGUGGCGGCGGCGGACAGGUGCCAAAGAAUCUGAGUACCAAACCUGCCUCGGAGGAAGCCUCCUACGUGGCAAGCGCAGCCAGGAAGCCUCCCAUAGCAGCGAAUACCUCAUCCCAAAAUAUUUCAGCGACAACAAAUUGCAGCGAAACCACCCCAAAACACACUUGCCCGUUGCCAACGAAAUCGGAGCCUCAAACAACGGCCGUCAAGCGUUUCAACAUCGAGGAUAUCGUCAGUCCGAACUUUCGUAGUGGCGGUUGCUUAAAAGAUCAACAAGAGUACGAAUCGACCAACAAGAAGAAGACCAACAUUUCCGAAAAAGAAGCGACUCCAACAGUAAUCGUUCCUAACUAUCAGCUGCUCGCGCCUAGUAGCGCCGUCGAUAACAAGAAAGAUGUUAAUAAUAAAUUAUUUCAUAACGUGCCAGUAAAACAUAUUGUUAGUGCGGUAGAAAGUGCUUCUACUAAUAAUAAAAAUAAUAAUAUUAACGAUACGUGUAUAAACAUUGUAAAUAUAAUAACUGAAAAAACGAGAACUCUCGAACAAUCAUAUAAUAAUCACGAAGACAAUACGAAGAAAUCGCCGGACGAGGACUUUGACGGUGAAAUUGAUCGAGUCAAAAUCUUGCAGAACAUCAAAUUAGUAAAUAAAAGCGUCUUGGAUUCGUUAACGAAUUCGAAUGAUGUUAUUAAAAACAACAUCGACAAUUCAAAGAUAAUCGAAAGUAUAAAAUCGGUGAACGAGAACGUCGUAGAUAAAUUGGCAAAUUCGAACGCCGAAGUGAAACAUGCAUUCACGCCAAUGAACGCAAUGUCGCAACACACCCAAACGCAUAGUCCACAGUUACCACUACCGUCACCCAAUUAUCCUGUGCAAAGUCGAUUGUCUCAAACGGACCUGUCGUACAAGAUGGAGGGCGAAACAAAUGUUCCUAUAGUAAAUAAUAAUUACCUAAACACACCUCAUGUACCUAGUCAAGUUUGCAACGGCGCGCCCGAGUCCAUCGUCUUACCAAACGAACACAAUUUUGACAUUGAAAAGAUGUUAAACACCGACCACCAAGACAAGUUCGUCCACCAAGAUAGUAUCAACAAGUCUUCUUAUACAAUACUGUUCGACAACAUUGAGCAACAACAAAAAACGCCCAAUAACAAUAACAUAUCUGUGAUUAUUGAGAAUACUAGGAAAAAUAACAGUCUGAUAAUCUUAGAAGACGUAAAACAUCUCCAUAAUCAAGUCGUGGAUAGAAAGCAAAACGAGAAUGUUGAACAACAACAUCAAAAAAAUAAUAAUAUCAUUCGAUAUUUCGAUAAAAACUCACGAACGGUUUUGAAUGUACCAAAUUUACAUUUACAACCACCAAUUAAACGACCGAAACUAAGCAAAUUGGAUAGAAACACCAUGAAGAGGAAAGAGAAAAGACUCAGACGGGAUGGAAACAAAGUGAAAGUGAAUAAAGAAAAUAUUGAUUCCGGCGUCGAUCAGAGUAAAUGCGUCAUGACUGAUUUUGGAGUUAAAGUAUACAGCUAUUCGGAUAGUUCGUGUUCGAGUAUUUAUUCCACCUCUGACUUUGAAAGCGACACUCCAGAUGUUGACCUUGAAAUUAGAAGCGGACCACGACCAAUCGUUGAUAGAACACCUGAAAAGUUGGAAUUUUUGGAAAUUUUUGGUUUAACUACGUAUGAAGCAAAAAAUUCUCUUGAAUUGACAAAAUUGGAAAGAAGAAAAUGGCACCAUGGCUGGUUGUAUCCUGAAGAAAAAGCGUACAACGAAAAUAAACUUAAUCUGCCUAUACCUUCCUCAUCACCUUGCGAAUUAAACACCACCAAGGAUUAUCAACAGAAGAGGAAUUUUUUAAGUUGCCUUGGAUUAAAAACUGUACCUCCAAAUGAUGUCAAAGAAAUUGAAUUAAACUGGAUGAAAAUCAUUGAUGAACGAGUAAGAAGAAGCGGCACAUCAAAAAUAACAAACUACAGUUACGAAUCGCAUAAGAAUAUAGUAGAAAAGCUAGAUGAUCAUAUAAAAGACGAAUCUGAAAUAAAAACCGAACAUCAAGACAAUAAAAAAAAUCACACGACGCCGAUACUAAUAACGCCAUUGCUUCCUGUUGUGACUCCAAAUGGAAUAAAUGAAUUCAAAGACGUACACCUUCAAAUUCCAAAAGUGAUUGGCUCAAAAACACUUCUCGCUGAGAAUGUGAAUCCCAACAACGAUUUGAGACGAAAUUCCAGUCAGAAUUUGUGCGUGCCUGUUAAAAUGGUUUUGUAUAAAAGUAGGGGUGAAGAGAGAAGCGUUCAAACUGAUCAACGGAAUGUUCUGGUUGAAUGGCCGGGUGUUCAAGAUAUUAUGAACCUCUACCACAAGCAUGCUUAUGCACGGUCAGUUGAGAUCAGGACGUUGAGGAGCAGAUGCGCCGUGCUGAAGAGAGAGAUGGAAGUCAAAUUGGACGAGAUGAAGUAUUUGGAGAGGAAACACCGCGAUUUGCAUUCGAAGAAAUUCCUCUCCGAUCAGGAGAGAAUCAACCUACAGACUGCUGUCGACCACUUGACCAAAAUAGUAAAGUCAUUUAGGUAGCAGUAACGAUUGAUAAUUUUAUGUUCGCAAGAUACAUAUAUACCGAUUUCUUUUAAUUACCAUUUUAUUUGUUAAUUAUAAUUAUUUAAUUCUGUUUAGUUAUUGAACGAUUAGAGGUUGUCGCAAAAUUAGAUGGCAAAAAAGUAAACGGAAACAUAAUUGACUGUGAUCAUCAAAUUUGUACUGAACGAUACGAACAUUUAGAGAAAAAAUGGCGAGAAAGUAUUAUUGAAAAUAUUGUUUUAUUUUUUUUUAGUUGUUAAUUUAUUCAUUAAAGAUCAAUUACGUUUUUAAAAAACAAUUUGUUGAUGAAAAAAUGUUGUACGAAACGUUAAUGAGAUCCGAAUUAAAAUUUGCAUAUGUAGUUUUAACACAUAUUUUUUGGUAUGUCUUUAACUUUUAAGUUACGGGUUAUUAGUUAGUUAGAAGAGUGGUGUUCACUGAUUCUGUGAUAAAUACAAUUUUAGUAACCUUGACGUAAACACUGUUUCUAGCAUGACAACUUAAUAAAUGUACAGAACAUGUCAAAAUUAA